Messenger RNA from Castor canadensis (American beaver), 5010 nucleotides. It is a transcript of the gene Ghrl, whose product is annotated as ghrelin and obestatin prepropeptide. Gene Ontology annotation, biological process: regulation of response to food; positive regulation of growth hormone secretion; gastric acid secretion. The record is from RefSeq and is a predicted model, not a curated record. Gene Ontology annotation, cellular component: extracellular region. NCBI's taxonomy places the organism in Eukaryota, Metazoa, Chordata, Mammalia, Rodentia, Castoridae. Gene Ontology annotation, molecular function: ghrelin receptor binding; growth hormone-releasing hormone activity.
AGUCUUCCCCUGAACUCCUCUCUGCUAGGAUUUGUGUGGAGUUCCCAACCUGCUUGCCCCCUUCCCCAGCUGUGAGUGGGCAGCAAGGAACUUUCUGGAUGUCCACCUGUCCCCACAGACUUUCCUUCCUCUCCCACUGCCUCCUGUGUGGACUCUGUGGUAUGCACCCCCGCUGUUCCCCAGAUAAGAGAGAACACAGCACCAUGUCGCAGUGUUUGCUUAUCUAAGAUCAACACCACAGCUCCGGCCUCCAGGGACAGCAGUAAGCGGAGCCUCCUGUUUCAGCAGGUGUGUGGUCACCACAGCUAGGGGAUUUCUGCUUGAGGGAUUUGGGUGAUCGAAAAACCCGCAAGUCUCUGAGGACCCUUGGAUUUUCUCCACCAUCCCCAUCUUCAGCCCCUCUGUGCCCCAGGGUCCGGUGUGGUCUAAGCGCAGGACUGUGGCAGGGCUGUUGGGGGUGCCUGGUGACCAUUCUCAUCCUGCUGGUGGAGGAGGUGCUUUUUCUGGGAGGUCCUUAGUCCCCACAUCUACUGAAGGGCUCAGUCCAACCCAGCCUGUGCUUCCACUAUCUCUAGAGUUCCCACCAGGGCCUGAUAAAACCCCACUCAAGUCUACCUGCAAAGUCUGGGUGCUCACUUGGAACUUAAUCAAAUGGGGGGUUUUUUACAGUACUGGGGUUCGAACUCCAGGUCUAACAUUUGCUAGGCAUGCUCUCUACUACUUGAGAGUCACAUUUUUGCUUAAGUUAUUUUUCAGACAGCAUCUCAAGUUUUUGUCCAGGUCUGGCUUUGGACCAGAAUCCUACCUCUAGCUCCUGAUCCUCCUCCCUCUGCCUCCCAAGUAGCUGGGAUUACAGAUGCUAAACACAUCUGGCUUAUUUGUUAAGAUGGGGUCUAACUUUUUGCCCCGGCUAGCCUCAAACCUCCAUCUUCCUGAUCUCUGCCUCCUGAGGAGCUAGGAUUACAGGCAUGAGCCACCACACUUGGCUCUUUCCAACACUUUAACUCUGGUUCUGCUUCUCUCCUGUCCAAAAACCUUCAGUGCCCCAACAUAUAUACACACACACACACACACACACACACACACAAAAACACUCUUUGGCCAUCCACAACCCUCUUUAUGAUGCUCACAGCCACCCUUCUCCAAGCCACACAGCCCUCUUCCUGCUGUCCCACACAUGCUGCCCCCACACCUGCUCUUGGCCUUCACUCACCCGCUCUCUGCUGCCUCCUGCAUGGCCCUACCCCAAACCACACACCGACUUCGUGGAGUCCUUCCUGCUGCCCCAACCUGUGACUUCUUCCUCAAAAUGGCUGGCACUUCUGCACAUUUGGCCUCAGGAGCCAGUGCUGGAUGAACAACUUAGAUGAAGCCCAAAACCUGCUAAAGGAAGGUGAGACAAGCUGCCACAUUAAACACCAGGCUGGGCCAGGGGCACAGUUCAGUGGUUGGGUGAUUGCCUAGAAGUGUUCAUUCCCAAAACGGGAAAAAUAAAAAAGAAAACAACAAAGCCAAGCACAGAGCAGCUAUCUUGUACCACCCAGAGGCAUUUCAAAGAAGGGAGCCACUGGUUGAAACCCCCCACACACACCUGCUCCUUGGGAAGGACAGUUUGGAGUGCACACCACAGCCCGUCCCAGCAGCUUCCCCAUCUACAAAGUGGGACUGCCCCACUGUGGGGUUGGAGCAGUUUGGUUCAUAUGUUGUGCAAAGCCAGACCAGACACCAGUGGACUGGAAAGGCCUUGGUACUCUCCUGGUGACACCACCUUCAUCUUACCCAGGAGAGACAGAGAAAGUCAAGGUCACAGCAUAGCAACGCCAGGCCAGACCUGACAGCCACUGUCCUGCCUCACCUACACCAGGGCCAGGCCCACCUGGGCACCUCCCUUCGCCAUUUAAGAGACAGCCGGAACUGAUGCCCCACCAAAGUCAACCCAACAGUCUCUCAGGGCACCUGACCUGCACUGUUGAUUUUCACAUAGAGGACAGGAACAUUUUUAGUUCCCAAGGAAUGUAACUCAGUCCACGGAAACAAGGCUGCCUCUGAGAUGACGUUGCUGGAUUAAAACAAACACCAGGCUCCCUAUAUAAGGACGAGCCAGCCACUGAGCACCACCUCCACCAGGAAUCCCAGGUAAGCACUCUCCACUCUGCAUGUGUGCAUGAGUUGAGUUCACGGGUUUUACUGUAUGACUCCUGGCUCACUCCUCUGGGCCUCAGCAGCCCCAGGGGAUAGUGGGCAACCUAGGACAGUCUGGCUACUCAGAGACUAAGCUUGCCUUAGGAGCUAUCCCAAUCUCCCAAGGCUCCUGAGGGUCCUUCUAGGUCAGCUUCAUCAGGUCUCACUUAAAAACUUGGCACAAGUUCCUCAGGGCAUGAGAGGAACAACACUGGGGUUGACCCCCAAUCUUCCAAUGUGCCAAGUUCUACUGCCAAACAUUCUGUUCACAGUAGUCUGGAAAGUCAGCUUUUCCAUCCUCUCCUGCCCAGGGGAGGGGGGAGAGGGAUUCCUGCCCUACUCAGGUCCUUAUGUCCCCUCCCACUGUCUGCUCAGCUCCUUCCAGAGACUUCUGAGGGACAUCAAGGGGUAACAUAAGGUGCAGAGACCCUCUCUCCCCAGGGCCAUCUGUCCCCACCCGAGACCAUGCUCUCUGCGGGGACCAUCUGCAGCUUGCUGCUCCUCAGUGUGUUCUGGGUGGACUUGGCCAUGGCAGGCUCCAGCUUCCUGAGCCCCAAACAUCAGAAAGUCCAGCAGAGAAAGGACUCCAAGAAGCUACCGGCCAAACUCCAGCCUCGGGCUCUGGAAGGCUGGCUCCGCCCGGAGGACAGAGGGCAGACAGAAGAGGAAGAGGACGAGCUGGAGAUCCGGUUCAAUGCCCCCUUUGACGUUGGCAUCAAGCUGUCAGGAGCUCAGUACCAGCAACAUGGCCGGGCCCUGGGGAAGUUUCUUCAGGACAUACUUUGGGAAGAGGCCAAAGGUGAGUCCAUGCCCAGGUCACGUUAAUCCUUUUUCCACAAAACUCCAAAUAGAAGUUGAGCCUUCUAAGUGAUAACAAGACGUUCUCAUUCCCAACUCCUGCUUCUUGAAGAGCUUAUUUCUUUUUCCCACCUAUCUGCAGGAUACCUGCAGGACAGGGUGCCAGGCUGGGGCUUGUGAGCUCAAAAGGGGCUGAACACAAAGCCUGUGGCUAAAGAGCACUAUGUUCCAAGAACUAGUGUGUUAACCAAACCUCAAUUUCCUUAGCUUUGAAAUGGUGCUAACACCCCUUGUGAGCAUAUAAAAUCAUUACCAAAGCACCUUAACUCUGUAACUCACACAGGGAAUAGAAGCUGCAUUCAGAACAGGAUCCACAACCAGACAGCAGGGGGUUUUUGGUUUGUUUGUUUUUCAUGCUGGGGAUAGAACCCAGCACUUCAUGCAUGCUAGGCAAGCAAUGUACCAUUAAUCUACACCUCCAGCUGCUUGAUUUUGGCUUGAAUUCCCUGAUCUCGUUAAAAAAAAGAUGCCCAACUUGUCCAAUUGAGGAAACAGAAAUAUGUGACUCUGAAGCAUAACAUACAAUCUUUGCAAAGCACCUCCUUCACAAACAUGGCAGCCACGAUCACCCACCCCUUGGGAGGUCGGCAGGGGUAGUGCUUGCCUGUGAUGCAAAUAGGGAAGCCAAACCUCAGAGCUAUAAGGGGACUUGUCUGAGGUCACAAAGUCCACACUCAAAUGCCACCUUCCAAUGCCAAGACCAAUGUUUCCCCUCCCCCAUCACAAUACACCACUUCCGACAUCACCAAUGUGGAAGAAAACCGUGUCUGAUGGUAUCGGCAGGGUGCUGAACUGGAAAUGACUUGAUCUCUUGCCUUUCAGAGGCCCCAGGUGGUAAGUGACCAUCUACAGGACUGGCCCCGCUAUUUUCCUCCCAAGCUUGGAAGCUCUCAUCUGGCUUUAGACUGCUCUGCAACUCCAGUACUACUGUACUAGCUGAAGAAUAAAUGUUCAAACAAAUGUUCAAAAUGGGAAUUAAUUUCACCAAAGUAAAUUCUACAUUUUACUUAAAAAUAAAAAAAAUUUUUAAAAAUGAAAUGAAACAAUCCUUAGCCUAUGGUCAAUGGGAAAAUAAGAAAAGACAUGUAGCAAGGCAGAAAAGCAAGUAAAACCUGCUCAUUCGAGCAGCUCAACUCCCAGAAGAAUCUAUGACUGAAGGUAGGGGAGAAGACACAGCAGAACUUCCACAAGGCAUCAAAAACGAGGAACUCACUAACAACCAGCAAAGAGACUGGAGGUGACCGAGUCAGCAUCCACUCAACUUCUGACACUGGGGUGGUAGACCAGGAUGGGAAUGCCUAAGGGUGAACUUAAGCCAGACAAGUAGGUGCUUUGCAAUGCCUCUCACUGUGCCACAGGGCUGGGUAACUGUCUCCUCUGUCCUUACCCACUAUGGAGAGAUCUAGCAAAGCAGCUGCCCCAUGUGGGCAAGGCUGGCCACCACCUAGGUUACUUUAUUUCCCAAAGUCCAGCUCACAGCUGAGAGGAGCCUUGGCUCCUAAGUCUUGCACAUGAAUUCCAGUUAAGGCACCAGUAUCCCUAGGGGGUUAUCAUCUGUCGUGAACACCUUUGUGAGAAUCUGCAGGGUGAUUUGAGUCUGGGUGAUGAUAGAUGGGACCUGGCAGUAAGGGAAAGGAGAUCCCAAAACUAAGCACUGCCCACUUCCCAGUGUGGACAAGUGAGCACUUAGGAUCAACAUCGAGCACGCCCUCUACAGAGCCAGGUGGAUAAUGGCCAUGCUCAGGAAACCCCACAUGCAGCUCCAGGAGCCAAGCCAGGAUUUCCUCUGCUUGAGCAAAAUCUGGUUGCCCAGCAGCCAAGGCACUAACACUGGUCACAUUUGGUGGCACCCUGAAACCCCAUCCCUGGUGAAGAGCUGUGUGUGGUCCCCACCACCUAGGAACUUGUUAGAAAUGCUGAUUUGGCUCUACUCCAAGCCUCAGCAUCUACAUCUUAACAAAAGCCCCAGGG